Messenger RNA from Exophiala oligosperma, 1311 nucleotides. RefSeq lists its product as uncharacterized. The record is from RefSeq and is a predicted model, not a curated record. Gene Ontology annotation, molecular function: FAD binding; monooxygenase activity. Gene Ontology annotation, biological process: secondary metabolite biosynthetic process. The transcript is spliced from 6 exons. Lineage: Eukaryota; Fungi; Ascomycota; Eurotiomycetes; Chaetothyriales; Herpotrichiellaceae. Bases 1 to 1311 code for a protein of 436 amino acids.
AUGAUCAUGUCAGCGGCAGAACCGUUUGCAAAGUCCAAAACCGGCGUCAAGGUGAUCAUUGUAGGAGCCGUAGGUUUCGGAGGUCUCACUGCGGCCAUUGAAUGCCAUCGUCAAGGCCACGAUGUUGAAGUAUAUGAAUCAUUCCCCGAGCUGAAGCCACUGGGUGAUAUCAUCUCAUUCGGCUCCAAUGCUGGCAGGAUUUUCCGACGAUGGGGAGUCGACGGUUCGAUAGCAAAGAAAAUGCGAGAGCUCAGUAUUGACUUGACCGGCUACGGCUUCAACAUCCACAAAUAUACAGGAGAACUCAUCAUCAACCAAGCUACACCACCUCAAAACCCCGACGCUCCAGUCUUCAACGGCCAUCGUGGAGAGCUGCAUGAAAUUGUUUUCAACUAUGCCAAAGACGACCUUGGAAUCCCCAUUCAUCUUAACCAGAGAGUUGAGAAGUAUAUUGAGGAGCCUGAUAGGGCUGGAAUCGAGCUUUCAAAUGGAGAACAGGUCUGGGGCGAUGUGGUUGUCGGAUCUGAUGGCGUGAGAUCGAAGGCACGUGAAUUGGUCCUGGGUUAUUUCGACAAGCCAAAGAGCAGUGGCUAUGCGGUUUUCCGAGCAUGGUUCCCAAACACAGAUAUGAUCAAGGACCCAAGAACAAAGCAAUUCUGCGAGAACGGUGACACGUUCAAUGGCUGGAUCGGGCAGGAUGUACAUUUCCUGUUCUCGACCAUCAAAAACGGCAGCGAUUGCUGUUGGGUUUUGACGCACAAGGAUGAGGCAGAUAUUGAUGAGUCGUGGUCAUUUCCCGGCAAGCUAGAGGACGUGUACAAAGUAUUCGAGGGAUGGGACCCGAUGUGCAAGGCCAUCGUGGAAAAGACGCCCGAAAGCCACCUCGUCGACUGGAAGCUUGUGUACCGCGACCCUUUGCCAACGUGGAUUAGCAAGGGCGGUCGCAUUGCCCUGCUCGGAGACUCCGCCCAUCCAUUUUUGCCGACUUCAGCUCAAGGUGCGACACAGGCAAUGGAAGAUGGCGUUACAAUUGCAGUUUGCCUCAGGCGAGCUGGAAAGAAAGACGUCCCGGAUGCUGUUCGGACAUAUCAAAGCAUAAGAUAUGACCGUGUAAGAGCUGUGCAAAAGACUGGAGAGACCACGCGUGACAUGUGGCACAAGGCCGACUGGGACAAGGUCAAGGAGAAUCCUGAAUCUGUUCAAUUUCCACGUGAAGACUGGAUUCAUUUCCACGAUGCCGAAAACCAUGCCGAGGAGGUGUUUGAUGAGAAUUUUGGCCAGGUCCAGGCUACAGUCAACGGUACGCAUUGA